Molecule: messenger RNA, 3168 nt
Organism: Symbiodinium necroappetens
Lineage: Eukaryota; Dinophyceae; Suessiales; Symbiodiniaceae
Source: the annotation of a GenBank genome assembly
AUGCCUCCCAAGGAGACUCAGGCAGUUUCAGCAGCUGCUCCUGUAGACUCAGGGGGCUUCCAGCUCCCAUGGACAGCAAUUCCGAAGUUCAAUCCUGGAGUUACAGAUGUCACAGAGUACUCAAGUAAGCUACAGUUUCUGGCGGCUAUGUGGCCUCCAGAACACCUUCCCCUACUAGCUCCCAGGGCGGCGCUAUUGUGCGAGGGGACGGCGUUCAAGAAGGUGUCGAAGAUUCCUGCAGAGAAGCUCAAGAGUUCAGAUGUGUCUGGUAUUAAGUUACUGGUUUCCACAUUGGGGGGCUCUUGGGGCAAGACUGCACUGGAGGAAAAGUAUGACACUUUCGAGAAAGCUAUCUACAAUACAGCACAGAAAGCAGAUGAAACCAACGAUAGCUACCUGGCCCGACACGAUGUUCACUUUGAGGAGUUGUUGGCCCAGGGAACCACCCUAGAGGAGAUUCGUGCGUAUAUUUUGCUGCGACAGUCACAAUUGUCUGCAGAGGACCGGAAGAAGAUUGUGGUUGAGUUCUUUUCAGAUUUGCAAGGGCAGCGUGCUACAAGAACCAAGACUUAUGAUGCCAAUAUGAUCGAGGACGACGUCGAGCCCGAGCUGGACGCCGACUACAUGGAGGCCUUGAUUGCAGAGCAGGAUCCGGAUGCCAUGCAGGUGCAAGGCUUUGAGGAAGAGCUUGAAGGCUUCUUCCAGGAUACUCCAGAUCUCCAGGAGGCUCUGGUUAGUUACCUGGAGGCCCGCCAAAAGCUCCUCUCCAAGAAGCGUUCCCGUGGGUUUUGGCCGGCCAGUUCUGGUAAGGGAGGUUUCAAAGGAUCGAAAGGUCAAAAAGGCCGUGGCAAGGGAGGCAAAGGCGGGCGCGACCAGCUUUUGGCCCGCAUUGCCAGGAGUCACUGCCGAAUCUGUGGCGCCAAAGGGCACUGGAAAGCAGAGUGCCCACAGAAGAACAAAUCCUCGGCCUCUACUGAGGCAACGACCACCAUCGCCGAGGCAAUUGGUGGCGACUUGUAUGCGGCCACUGCAGAGCCUCAGGAGAACGACGAGGUUCUCACUCAGGUUCCAGCUGCUGCCAUGAGCCUUGCAGAGGCCCAUGUAACCUGGGAAAUCAUGAAUGCACAGGGGGUUAAGGCGGAAGCGCACUGGGGCAACCUCCUUGACUGCUUCCUCAACCAGCUGAGUGGUGCAGUCAGGGAUCAGGAGGAGCUGGAGAGCGUGCCCAUGGACCAGCUGGGGGAAACGGUGAUCCGUUUCGGCAAGGCCAUGAAGGGUCGUACCUUUCAGGAUGUAGUCCAGAACGAGACGGACUGGGUCAGCUGGAUGUUGGACCACAUGAGCUCCAGCACCAAGAUGGAGCAUGUGGCCUUCCUCACAUAUGUUCGCCGCUAUGUGGAGGAGGCCGAAGCGACCGAAGCCACGCUGCUUCAGACCGAAGGCUCCCCGGAAAGCCGAGGAGCUUCCGCCAAGGCGACCGCCAAGAGUCGCAGCCAGCCGCGUCCCGAGGCAGAUGUGUGGGACGUGAUAUCCAACCACGAGACCGCCGGAAGCGUUCUCCAAGAGCAGGUGACUGUCCUGGGGGAACGCCUCGGACAGAUGGAGUACGAGUUAGAGAUGGCGCAACACCUGUUGCAGCCAUCCUCGAUCCUUCAAACCGCUGCCACUGCUGUCGAUGCCUGUUCCGAUGCGUUCAUCCGUGCCAAGAAGACAGCCUGGGAUGCCUUUCAAGAUUCGCAAUUAGCCUACCAGUGUCCCGUGAGUGAGCAACUUGAUGUGCUAGAAAUCUAUGCCGCGUCAGACAGUCGAUUGUCUGAGACUGUUAGGUCGCUGGCAUGGGCCCGCCAAGGUGAUUUGUCAGGAAGGUGCGCUCCCGAAAAUCUCCGUCCAGCAUCACUUCGCGAAUGGCAGCAGUUGACUACUUCGGAUUUGGAAGGUGCUACGAAUCGUGUUGGUGGAGCGAGCUCCUACUUAGACCUUACUAGCACAGAGUCCGAGAGAGCAACCAGCCAGGAACCCGUUCCACCGCCUGCAAGCGUGGACUUUCCCACGCCUGCCAAUGCCCCAACCGAUGUUCCCGUUGCUCGAGAAUCUAGCAAUCAGGAGUUAGACAUUUCCCAACCCGAGCAGGAGCUAACUCCACAAGUUAGCAUGCAAAACCCUGAUAGCUUAGAUGUCUCUGGAGCACCUGAAGUUGAGCGCGGUCCCGCUGCUCCUUCAGUUUCAACAUCUUUAACAGGCCAGGAAAUUCCAAUGCCCUCCGAGGUGCCCGCUCCGUCUAGUGUAGAUGCCUCCACAGUGCCCAUUCCUGAAUCCGACGAUGGCCUGUCGGUUGAGCAAGUUCUGUUGACUUCUGAGAUAAUCACCAAAGCGGACUCCGAUGGGCCCGAGCUUCUGUCUUUCAGCACGCUUGAGACAUCAGCUUUUGCCGAAGGUCCACCCCUGGCAGAGGAUAAUCUCCCCUUCAUAACAGAACCCCUGGAGUGUCUGGGGGAGCAGGCCUUUUGCUUAGAAAUUCCCAUGAAGCCCAAAGAUCUCUGCCAAUGGAGUCAAGAAUCUUCGCCGGAACAACUGGCCACGGUUGCGGCAGCUGGCAAGCGAGCCCGUGCUGAGGUCCGUGUAAAGGAUCUAAAUCGGGCUGAGCUUGCUCUGUUCGACCAGGCCAAGCAGAAGGAGCUUCAGUGUUGGAUCCAUACCUCUGCAAUCAAGCCAAUCCUCAGGCGCAAACUUAAUCCUGCCCAAAUUUUGCGGUCGCGAUGGAUCCUAACCUGGAAGGAUCCUGAGCCCGGAGAGUCUCAGAAGAGAGCUAAGGCUAGGUUAGUCGUUUUGGGAUUCCAGGAUCCUAAGCUGGUUGAGGUAAUGAGAGAUGCACCCACGCUUUCCCGAGAAGGGCGCUCCGUUGUAUUACAAACCAUAGCAUCCUGCGGCUUUCCUCUGAGCUCCUUCGACAUCAAGACUGCAUUUCUUCGAGGGAAAGCGGAUGAAGCAAAUCCACUCGCGAUGGAACCUCCUGCUGAGCUCCGUGAGUUGCUGAAAAUGCCAGAGUCUGAGGUGUGCCAAUUAGUGGGUAAUGCCUAUGGUCGAGUAGAUGCACCCCUCCUGUUCUAUAAGGAAUUCUCGGCGUGCAUGUGGACGAUGGUGUAUGUGGCGGAGAUGAGUAUUUUCUAG